AUGACAUUCGCCGGCUUCGUGGUGGCGCUGGUGAUAGGGACGAUCCCCGGAGCCCGCGGGCUGGGGCAGGUCUCCGCCAGCCUCCCGGCCGCCCGCCACCCGCAGCCACCGGCCCCGCCGCCGCCGCCCCCCGCCGGCUGCCCCGCCGCACCGCCCGCCGGGGGCUUCGCCGCCGCCCAGCGCCCCUGGCCACCGGCGGCGCCCGCCCUCCCGCGGCGGGGGACGGCGGGCCGGGCGCCGCGGGGCCGCCGCAGCUCCUGCGCACUGCCCGGCGGCGGCGGGCGGCCCGGGUGCGCCCCCGGGGGCGGCCGGGGCCGGGCGGAGCGGGGCCGCGCUGACUGCGAGCGAGGGUCAGUGAGACUCCAGGGUGGCAAGAAUGAGUUUGAAGGUACAGUGGAGGUUUAUUUGAAUGGAAUCUGGGGAACAAUCUGUGGGAGCCAUUGGGACAAUAAUGAUGCAACAGUCAUAUGUCGACAGCUUGCACUUGGUGAAAAAGGUACAGCAAAACACAUACCAUUUUCUGGACUGGGCCUUAUUCCUGUUUAUUGGAGUGAAGUGCGUUGUCGCGGUGAUGAAGAAAACAUACUGUUAUGUGAAAAAGACAUCUGGCAGGAUGGAACAUGUCCUCAAAAAAUGGCAGCUGCUGUCACAUGUAGCUCUUCCCUGGCCCCUGUCUUUACUCCGAUCCGGCUGGCUGGCGGGAACAACGCUCACGAAGGAAGAGUAGAAGUCUACCAUGCUGGCCAGUGGGGGACUGUCUGCGAUGAUCAGUGGGAUGAUGCAGAUGCUGAAGUUGUCUGUCGGCAGCUUGGCCUUGGGGGUGUUGCUAAGGCGUGGAGCCAGGCUUACUUUGGAGAAGGCUCAGGCCCCGUACUGCUGGAUGAAGUGCGGUGCACGGGAAAUGAACUAUCGAUAGAACAGUGUCCAAAAAGCUCCUGGCGAGAACACAACUGUGGCCACAAAGAAGAUGCUGGUGUUUCCUGCACACCUCUCACAGAUGGUGCAUUAAGACUAACAAGUGGGAAAGGCAGUCAUGAGGGACGCCUGGAGGUCUAUUAUACUGGGCAGUGGGGCACAAUCUGCGAUGAUGGGUGGACAGAACUGAAUACACAGGUGGUUUGCCGGCAGCUGGGAUUUAAGUAUGGAAAAAGUGCACCUGAGGGCUACUCAGAAGGAAGCUCUGGGCCCAUCUGGUUGGAUGAUGUCAGCUGCUCAGGGAAGGAGACAAACCUUCUGCAAUGCUCAAGGAGAGAGUGGGGAAAGCAUGACUGCAACCAUCAGGAGGAUGUCAGACUCAUUUGCCAUCCAGAUAACGACAGCCAUAAACUCUCACUUGGUCCUCCAAUCAGGCUGAUGGAUGGUGAGAAUAAGAAAGAAGGACGUGUAGAGAUUUUUAUCAAUGGCCAGUGGGGCACAAUUUGUGAUGAUGGAUGGUCUGAUAAGGAUGCAGCUGUAGUCUGUCGACAGCUUGGCUACAAAGGUCCAGCUAGAGCAAGGACAAUGGCAUAUUUUGGGGAGGGCAAAGGCCCGAUCCACGUGGAUAACGUGAAAUGUACAGGAAAUGAGAGAUCCUUGGCAGACUGCAUUAAGCAGGACAUUGGGACACACAACUGCCGUCACAGUGAGGACGCGGGGGUGAUCUGUGACCACCUAAGCAAGAAGGCUCCCGGGAACAGCAAUAAAGAUUCUCUUGCUUCUGUUUGUGGAUUGAGGUUACUACAUCGUCGACAAAAGCGAAUAAUUGGUGGGAAAAAUUCUUUACGGGGCGGCUGGCCAUGGCAGGUUGCACUCCGACUGAAAUCUUCUCAUGGUGAUGGAAGACUCUUGUGUGGUGCUACUCUCAUCAGCAGCUGCUGGGUCCUCACUGCUGCACAUUGCUUUAAAAGGUACGGCAACAACACUCGGAACUAUGCUGUGCGAGUUGGAGACUAUCACACACUGGUACCAGAAGAGUACGAGGAAGAAAUUGGAGUCCAACAGAUUGUGAUGCAUAAAGAGUACAGGCCUGACAGCAGCGACUACGACAUUGCAUUGGUGAGGCUACAAGGGCCAGAGGAACAGUGUGCCAGAUUCAGUACCCACGUCUUACCUGCUUGUUUGCCAUUAAGGAGAGAGAGACCACAGAAAACUGCUCCCAACUGUUAUAUCACUGGAUGGGGUGACACAGGAAGGGCUUAUUCAAGAACAUUACAACAGGCUGCCAUCCCCUUACUUCCCAAGAGGGUAUGUGAAGAGCGUUACAACAGAAGAUUCACAGGAAGAAUGCUUUGUGCUGGAAACGUCCAGGAACAGAAACGUGUUGAUAGCUGUCAAGGAGACAGUGGCGGACCACUGAUGUGUGAACGUCCAGGGGAAAGCUGGGUUGUGUAUGGUGUGACCUCCUGGGGCUAUGGCUGUGGAGUGAAAGAUUCUCCGGGUGUCUACACAAAAGUAUCAUCUUUUGUACCCUGGAUAAAAAGUGUGACCAAACUAUGA
Gymnogyps californianus (California condor) is the source of this 2475-nucleotide messenger RNA. RefSeq names its product serine protease 12 (gene PRSS12). Lineage: Eukaryota; Metazoa; Chordata; Aves; Accipitriformes; Cathartidae. Gene Ontology annotation, cellular component: synaptic cleft; membrane; terminal bouton. The record is from RefSeq and is a predicted model, not a curated record. Gene Ontology annotation, biological process: proteolysis. Gene Ontology annotation, molecular function: serine-type endopeptidase activity. The transcript has 13 exons. The coding region runs from base 1 to 2475 and encodes 824 amino acids.